Molecule: messenger RNA, 504 nt
Organism: Canis lupus familiaris (dog)
Lineage: Eukaryota; Metazoa; Chordata; Mammalia; Carnivora; Canidae
Product: putative ankyrin repeat domain-containing protein 19
Molecular function (GO): protein binding
Source: RefSeq, a predicted model, not a curated record
AUGACUGUUGACAGCUUCCACAGCCCCGGUCCCGGAUACCACAUCAGAUAUCAAGAUCUCCGGGGAAUCCACAGAGCUGUGAUUGAGGGCGAUACAGAAAAAAUGCAGGAGAUACAGCAGUUGCUGGUUUUGGUUUAUGACUUAAAUAAAAGGGACAGGAAGAACAGGACGGCUCUCCACUUGGCGUGUGCCAUUGGGAGUGUAGAUAUGGUGAAGAUCCUGGUACUUUCUCAAUGCCAGCUAAACCUCCGUGAUGGAGAAAACAGGACAGCUCUCGUGAAGGCUGUACAAUGCCAAGAAGAGGCAUGUGUAGAUAUUCUUCUCAGAAAAGGUGCUGAUGUAAAUACUAAGGAUUUCAAGGACAACACCGCUCUCCAUUAUGCGGCCUAUGAGGGAAAUAUCUCAAUAGCACGCAAGCUGCUUUUGAAUAAAGGAGAUAUAGAGGCCAAAAACAAGGAUGGCCUCACACCGCUUCUAGUUGCUGUAAAUGAAAAAAAGAGAAAA